GCAACAUGGCUUCCUUUCUUUCCCUCCCCUUGGAGGUCCUCGACCGUGUCUAUGAAUAUGUCGCUUCAGGCUACCAGCCCAGCCUGUCGUCCCUAGCUCUCGUCAACAAAUAUUGCUACCGGGUCGCUAGUAAACAUCGCUUCCGACGUGUUACAAUCAAGGCUCCCCUCGAUCAGGGUAUCAAGCGAUGGACCGACCUCCUCCAGUCUGCGUCUGCCUUUGCCGACGUUCGCAGACUGUCAAUCAUGUUUCCGAAUGAAGGGGGAUACCACUCCAACCAUUCAUACUACACAAGCGACCUGGACGACUUGACUUGCAUCGACGAGUACUAUGAUCACGCAAUCUGGAAUCUGUUCAGGACGAGUUGUCAGCACAAGGAUGACAAUGAAUGGGAGUCCCUGGUAACCCUGGUCAGCCAGCUAUGCGGCCUCCAGGAUUUGAUCUGGGCCUGCGAGAUUCCGUUUCCGCCUCCACUACUCGACUUCCUGCAUCAGAAGUUACCUGACUGUAGGCUGCACAACAUGGCUUUCAGGCUCCCAAGUCUUCACUACCAUUCGAGCCACCCACAAGGCAUUGACAGCAGAGACUUUACCCUGGCUACGUCUCCAAACCUAACCAGUGCUCUGGUCCCGAUGUCACGUUACGACCACGAUGGCAACGUGGGAUAUGACGAGGAGGCAGUGAUGCAAAUGUCAGCAAAACUCGCACUAAACUUGCGAGAGGUGCAUGCUGUAGAAAGGCCGAUCGAAGCCUGUCUAGAGCAUGACCAGGCUGUAGAACGAGGGCGACCACCCUGGCAAGGUUUCUUCCCUACCAGCCCAACGAAGCAUGGAUCUGAGCCGCCACAGCAGGCACGCCUGCAACGCUGGGGUCUUAACCCUGCUAGAAUAGAUCUGUUCAGGCAGUGGGAGACCAAGCUCGACUUUUCUACCCUCCAGGUUCUCCAUCUCUGGCAGGUGGAUGUAAAAACUUUGCAAUCUGUUAGUUCUCACAGCUUGAAGUCUCUCAGAGUGCUGGCGAUAGAUUUAAAGUAUCCUGAAGACCAUGACAUGAAUUACAGCCUAGAUGAGGCUAUACGUUUGGAUGAAGCCGCAGCCUCUUUUGUCCUAGCACUUCCUCCUCUUAACAAAGUCCAUUUUUCUGGAGUACACAGACACGAGAACGCGUUUCAAACGAUCAUACAAUUCCAUGGAGCGUCACUGCAUACCCUGUCACUUAUAUCAUCACCAUGCUCUAGCCUACCAGGCCCUCUUAUGACAGUCAGUCGAGUCCAGCAGAUCCAAGCACACUGUCCGAAUAUCCGCGACUUACGAGUUCCUAUCUUACGCACCCGGGGUAAUGCAGCAGAAGGCGAAGCCACAAUGUAUCAAAAUCUUGGAGUAUUUACCCACCUUACACAUUUGGAGCUCCAGCUUCGCCCGAGAGAACCCGAUCCUGAGUCUCUAAUUGACGACACCGAUUAUAUAGAUCCCCAGCAAAUACCCGACCAGGAACUCCUUGUACGCGCAGCAGUGGACGAAGCACUCGCUCGAGAGAUCUUCACCAAAAUUAUAACUGCUGGGGCACGCUCGCUGCAAUAUCUGAGAGUGCAGACAUUAACUGACUGGGUCCCACUAGAUCUCGAGCCUAUCGCGUCCAUUAUGGCCCGCAAUUGGGAUUGCAUGAGAAUCCCAAGGGUCAGGAAUAGCCCCGCGAACAUCCAGGUCGACGUGAAAGAGAUCGGCGCGAGACUGAAAGAUCUAGAAAGGAGGAAAAAUGGCGGACCUAAGGUGAGCCUGGCCCCGUACGAGAAGAUAUUCCGCGAGCUCUGGCCUGUAAAGGGAGAGAGCUGGGAGGACGAUUGGCAUAGUUUUCCCUUGGAGGCAAAUGAGGGCGCUUGAACUGAGUUUAUGUCAGUCAUGUGUUUACAGUGUGUAAUCAUGGAGUAAGGAGUUAUUUUAUUCUAUCUGAUAUUUCUUAAGUUAGUUAAAUAGUAGUAGUAAUAAUCCAAUACCCUCUGC
Messenger RNA from Aspergillus versicolor CBS 583.65, 2000 nucleotides. RefSeq lists its product as uncharacterized. The record is from RefSeq and is a predicted model, not a curated record. NCBI's taxonomy places the organism in Eukaryota, Fungi, Ascomycota, Eurotiomycetes, Eurotiales, Aspergillaceae. The transcript has a single exon. The coding region runs from base 6 to 1880 and encodes 624 amino acids.